UCCGGCGGCAGCGGCGGCGGCGGGGGCACCUGGCGCCCUCCUCGGGGCUCCUCGUCGCCGGGACAACCGGGAUCGCCGCCGCCGCGCCUCUGCCAUGGUUUUCUCAAAUAAUGAUGAAGCCCUUAUUAACAAAAAACUACCCAAAGAACUUCUGUUAAGAAUAUUUUCUUUCUUGGACAUAGUUACUUUAUGUCGCUGUGCACAAGUUUCCAAGGCAUGGAAUGUUUUAGCUCUGGAUGGAAGCAAUUGGCAAAGAAUAGACCUCUUUAACUUCCAAACGGAUAUAGAGGGUCGUGUUGUGGAAAAUAUAUCAAAAAGGUGUGGUGGGUUCCUGAGACAGCUUAGUCUGAGAGGAUGUCUUGGUGUUGGAGACUCCUCUUUAAAGACCUUUGCACAGAACUGCAGGAACAUCGAACACUUAAAUCUGAAUGGGUGCACCAAAAUCACUGACAGCACGUGUUACAGUCUUAGCAGAUUCUGUUCCAAGCUGAAACAUCUGGAUCUGACGUCCUGCGUAGCCAUCACAAACAGCUCUUUAAAAGGCUUAAGUGAGGGUUGCAGAAAUCUGGAACAUUUGAAUCUUUCCUGGUGUGAUCAGAUUACGAAGGAUGGUAUUGAAGCACUGGUGAAAGGGUGUAGUGGACUAAAAGCUCUAUUUCUUAGAGGUUGCACACAGUUAGAAGAUGAAGCAUUGAAACACAUUCAAAAUCACUGUCAUGAGCUUGUAAUCCUGAAUUUGCAAUCGUGUACACAAAUUUCAGAUGAAGGCAUUGUGAAAAUCUGUAGAGGAUGCCACAGGCUGCAGUCACUCUGUGUUUCAGGCUGUAGCAACCUGACAGAUGCUUCUCUCACAGCUCUUGGUCUGAACUGUCCAAGGCUGAAGAUUCUGGAAGCUGCAAGAUGUUCACAUCUCACAGAUGCUGGGUUUACCCUUCUGGCACGGAAUUGCCAUGAGCUGGAGAAGAUGGACUUGGAAGAGUGUGUUUUGAUAACUGACAGCACAUUGAUACAACUUUCCAUACACUGUCCCAAGCUUCAAGCAUUGAGCUUAUCUCACUGUGAACUGAUCACUGAUGAUGGGAUUCUUCAUCUGAGCAACAGCACGUGUGGGCACGAGCGGCUGCAGGUGCUGGAGCUCGAUAACUGUCUCCUCAUCACGGACGUGACUCUGGAGCACCUGGAGAACUGCCACAACCUGGAGAGAAUCGAGCUGUACGACUGCCAGCAGGUCACACGAGCUGGCAUCAAACGGAUCAGAGCUCAUCUACCUCACGUGAAAGUUCAUGCUUACUUUGCUCCAGUGACUCCCCCUCCGUCGGUGGGAGGGAGCGGGCAGCGCCUCUGCAGAUGCUGCAUCAUCCUCUGACAGCCAGUGCAGCCACACAGGAAAUGUCGUUGUUGAAGAAUGGGACGGCAAGUCAGCAGAAGGAGUCGGUUUCCUGACAAGUCCUAAUGGUGGUGUUUGGGUGUUUGGUCAUCCAGUUUUGUGACAAGAAAAGCUUUUUUUUUUCCCAGGUAAAAAUCUUAACGUAAUGUGCAGCUGUGGAUUAAGUUGGUGAUGCUUUGGUUUGUAUUAGUAACUCCUUCCUUCUGUUGGCAUGAGAACUGUGGUACCGUGUCAAACGUGUGGGCAUUGCAGUGGAGCAGCUACUUGGUGGAAGUUCACAAAACUUGGAAGUUCAUUUGCAUUUGUCAGCACUACUCGGUGUGAAGUGCCGCUGUCACGUGGGGCUCGAGCUGCCACGCCAAGGAACUGAGCCUGCUGUUCUGUAAUAUACACCACAGAUCAAGUAUCAGGUUUUAAAGACAAAUCAGCUUUAGCAGAUGCUGACCAAAAAAUGCAAAGUAAUCAUAAGCUCCUACAGUAAAACAGCAGCUUGUUCUUUUUCAUGAUUCAGCUUCAUAUUUAAUUAUGUAACAGGACAUAAUACGUAAUGUCAAAGGUAAGGUAGUACCUCCAGAUACCAUAGAACUAGAAGUACUUCCCAAGUUUUUGGACUUGGUUCAGUUGAACUCUGCUGGUACAAAGCUUGGCGGUCGCUGACGCAGGUUGUGCCCGAUGCCAUCGGCCUUGAACGGGGUAAGAAAUGCACUGUGGUGGAGCCUGUGCACUCUGCUGUGCCUGCUGCCACAGCCAGCCAUGGAGCUGCCACAUCCAGCCAUGGAGCUGCCACAGCCAGCCCUGGUGCAGCCACAGCCAGCCAUGGAGCUGCCACAGCCAGCCAUGGAGCUGCCACAGCCAGCCCUGGUGCAGCCACAGCCAGCCAUGGAGCUGCCACAUCCAGCCAUGGAGCUGCCACAUCCAGCCCUGGAGUUUGUGCCGACGCCAUCCCCGCGGGCUGGAAGGAAAGGAUGCAGCACUUCCAGGAGGAGAGGUGUAGCACACAUGCUUUUCUACAGAUGAAUGGAAAACAGGUUCAGCUACAGAAGGCAGGAUGGAGCAAGGAAUUCAGUUUGGCCCACCUGUUUUAGGGACAAGCAUAUGGGCUUAGCUGUAGGCAGGAGUUGAACCAUACCAAACCUGUGGUUUUCAAAUGUAGAAAGCCAAACUCUCCACAUUUGGUUAAGAAGCUGUCAGCUUCUGAAUGAUAAUAAUGAUGAUAAAAAUCUGUGUAUUAACUCUUAAGGCCAUGCUUUCAUCCUUAGUUUUUCAGUGCUAGACAAUUAGAUAAACUUUUUAUAUUAAGCAAUUAAAUUAACUGAGAGAAACUACUUGACAAUUCAGAAAGCUUUUUUUGUGUAAGUUUGACUGUGUGUGUGUUUUAAGAGUUCAGGGCCUGUGUUUACUGAAAAUUAAAAAGCAGUUGGAAAAGCUACUACUGGACAGUACUGCCAUUGUCCCCCUGCAAAUUUUAAAUGACUUCUAAGAAGGAGUGAGCGUGAACAUGAACUUCUGUGGCCAGCAGUGGCUGGGUUGUGUGGACUCACAGACGAGGGGGACAGUAAAUUAAAGAGCUCAGCUUUGGGGCUAAAUUACACCUUAGACUACAGUACAUGAAUUUCUUUACCAGUACAAAGAAAGCCAAUCUGGGCUUCCUUUGCACAGUAGUGGAGUGCUGUUACAAUCAUACUGAAGAGUUCCAUUCAGUCACUGCUGGUCUCAUGAGAGUUUUAACUAGAUUUUAUUCUCAACUGUACCAGGGCAGUCAUUGGUACCAAUAUGUCAAUAUGUGUUGCCUUUUGUUGGCUCAUUUUUUUUCUAAGACCAUAAUGAACCUUGUAAGUCUAUUGCAUUGAAGAUGUACAAAAACAAAUGGAAUCUACUCUGAUAUAGGACACUUAAAUAAACAAUCAGCUGAUGUCAAA
This is a messenger RNA of Melospiza melodia melodia, 3306 nucleotides long. It is a transcript of the gene FBXL2, whose product is annotated as F-box and leucine rich repeat protein 2. Gene Ontology annotation, molecular function: protein binding. Gene Ontology annotation, cellular component: SCF ubiquitin ligase complex; cytoplasm. Gene Ontology annotation, biological process: SCF-dependent proteasomal ubiquitin-dependent protein catabolic process. Lineage: Eukaryota; Metazoa; Chordata; Aves; Passeriformes; Passerellidae. Bases 95 to 1366 code for a protein of 423 amino acids. The record is from RefSeq and is a predicted model, not a curated record. The transcript is spliced from 15 exons.